This is a messenger RNA of Penicillium soppii, 579 nucleotides long. RefSeq names its product EF-hand superfamily Ca2+-modulated protein. The transcript has 3 exons. The record is from RefSeq and is a predicted model, not a curated record. Lineage: Eukaryota; Fungi; Ascomycota; Eurotiomycetes; Eurotiales; Aspergillaceae. Bases 1 to 579 code for a protein of 192 amino acids.
AUGCCUCCCAAGCGGCGCGGAGGUGCAGCCAGCUCCGCACCAGCUCCGCCGAAACGUGGGCGCGCAUCGAAGCUAGCAAAGGACAACAACAUCACAGCCGAAGAAGAGAACGAGAUCAAGGAAGUCUUUCACAUAUUCUCCGAUAAGAACAAAGAGUUUCCAGAUGAGAAGGAGGGCGUCAUUCCCCGGGAAGAUGUGCGCAAGGCACUAGUAGCACUCGGCCUCCCACCCACAGACUCAAGCGAACUCGCCGAAAUCCUCUCUGCCCUCGACCCAACGCUAAGCGGCUUCGUACCAUACAGCCCCUUUGUAUCAAUAGCAGCCGCAAAGCUGCGCUCGCGCGAUGACGAUGCCAUGGCCGCCGAGGUGGAUGAUGCGUAUCAGCUGUUCACGCGCGGCACGGACGGCCCCAUCACAUUGUCGCAUCUGAGGCGCAUUGCGCGCGACUUGAAAGAGGAAAGUGUGGGCGAUGAUUUGCUUAAAGACAUGAUCCUUGAAGGGAAUGGAGGUGCUGGGUUGAGUGCCGGUGUCACUUUGGAGCAGUUCCAUGAUGUCAUGACCAGGGCGGGCGUAUUUUAG